This is a messenger RNA of Mauremys mutica (yellowpond turtle), 4105 nucleotides long. It is a transcript of the gene MEX3C, whose product is annotated as mex-3 RNA binding family member C. Bases 261 to 2177 code for a protein of 638 amino acids. NCBI's taxonomy places the organism in Eukaryota, Metazoa, Chordata, Testudines, Geoemydidae. The record is from RefSeq and is a predicted model, not a curated record. The transcript is spliced from 2 exons. Gene Ontology annotation, molecular function: RNA binding.
CUCCACCAUCCAAUCGCUCGGCGGGGAGGGCGGGGCUGCAGCUGCCUUCGCCGCCGCCUGCGGCUCUUUCUGGAGUGGGAAGCGAUGGAACAAAAGAAGCGCUGAGCGCGGCGGCGGCAGCAGCGCCCAGGCCGCGCCCGGUGCCCCCUGCCCCGCGUCACUCGGUGUCCCCGGCAGCGGCAUGGAGGGGACGCUGCCCCUCUAGGCUCCGCGGCGGCGGCAGUAGGACCCGGACCUAGCCGAGCCCCCCGCCCCCGGCCAUGCCGAGCGGCAGUGCCGCCGCCGCCGCCUGCCCCCAGGAGGAGCCCCCCGAGGCCCAGCGUCUGCCCCCGCCGCCGCCGCUGCUGCUGCUCCAGCAGCCGGACGCUCUGCUCCUGCGGGAGUGCCUGGCCGGGCUGGGCCUCCACGAUCACGGCCUAGCGGGCAGCGGGGAGGCGGCCGCCCGGCAGCAGGCCCGGGAGCGGCUGGCGGGGCUGCCCCCGCUGCCUGAUCCGGCGCGGGAGCCGGGGCCCGACGGGGCGGAGGAGGUCGAGGACGAAGGGGACCUGGAGCUGGAGGAGGAGCUGCUGGCGGAGGAAGAGGAGGAGGACCCGGCCUCGCUGCUGCUCUCCUCGUCCUCCUCUUCCUCGCCCUCGCAGCUGCCGCCGGGGGGGCCGCCGCCGCCUCACCCGCUGCUGCCCGGGCUCGGCUCCGUGUUGCUCUCCCCCGCCGCCGCCUUCGAUGCCCCGGAGCCGGCGGUGGCCGGGGUGCUGUACGGGGCGGACGAUCCCCAGGGCAUGAUGGCGGCGAUGCUGUCCCACGCCUACGGUGGCGGCCUAGGCGGGGGGCCGGCGGCGGCCCCGGCUCUGAACGGGGAGCAGGCGGCGCUGCUGCGGAGGAAGAGCGUCAACACCACCGAGUGUGUCCCGGUGCCCAGCUCCGAGCAUGUGGCCGAGAUCGUCGGCCGUCAGGGUUGCAAAAUAAAAGCAUUAAGGGCCAAGACGAAUACUUACAUUAAGACCCCUGUUCGUGGAGAAGAACCCAUUUUUGUCGUCACUGGACGAAAAGAGGAUGUAGCCAUGGCCAAAAGGGAAAUUCUCUCAGCAGCUGAACACUUCUCCAUGAUCAGAGCAUCACGCAACAAAAAUGGUCCUGCUCUGGGUGGGUUGCCAUGUACUCCCAACCUGCCAGGUCAGACUACAGUCCAAGUCCGGGUGCCUUACCGUGUAGUUGGGCUAGUGGUUGGACCCAAAGGAGCUACAAUCAAAAGAAUUCAGCAGCAGACACACACAUACAUCGUUACUCCCAGCAGAGACAAGGAGCCAGUCUUUGAGGUUACAGGGAUGCCUGAAAAUGUAGACCGUGCACGUGAAGAAAUAGAAAUGCAUAUUGCCAUGCGCACUGGAAACUACAUUGAGCUGAAUGAAGAAAAUGAUUUCCAUUACAAUGGUACAGAUGUGAGCUUUGAAGGCGGCACCCUAGGAUCUGCUUGGCUUACUUCCAAUCCUGUCCCUCCUAGCCGCACCAGAAUGAUUUCUAAUUAUAGAAAUGACAGCUCCAGCUCCUUAGGAAGUGGCUCCACUGAUUCCUAUUUUGGAAGCAAUAGAUUGGCUGACUUCAGCCCAACAAGUCCAUUCAGCACAGGAAACUUUUGGUUUGGAGAAACGUUGCCCUCAGUGGGCACAGAAGAUCUUGCAGUCGACUCUCCUGCGUAUGACUCCUUACCAACGCCUUCCCAAACUAUCUGGACCCCUUUUGAACCAGUAAACCCGCUAUCUGGCUUUGGUAGCGACCCUACUGGUAACAUGAAGACUCAGCGUCGAGGGAGUCAGCCAUCCACUCCUCGUCUGUCACCUACAUUUCCUGAAACUUUGGAACAUCCGCUUGCUAGGAGAGUGAGAAGUGACCCACCCAGUACAUGCAACCAGGUUGGCCUUCCAAUAUACAUCCCUGCUUUUUCUAAUGGUACCAACAGCUACUCCUCUUCCAAUGGUGGUUCCACAUCCAGUUCGCCACCCGAGUCUAGACGAAAGCAUGACUGUGUGAUAUGCUUUGAGAAUGAAGUUAUUGCUGCCCUAGUUCCUUGUGGCCACAAUCUCUUCUGUAUGGAAUGUGCCAACAAGAUCUGUGAAAAAGAAACUCCAUCAUGUCCAGUUUGCCAGACAGCUGUUACUCAGGCAAUCCAAAUUCACUCUUAAAUAUAUAUAGAUAUUAUAUAUGGACUUUUUAAACUCUUAAAGGCAUGGGUGUAAUGGUCUCUUCCCCUCCCACCCCCCAGUAAACUUCCUAAUUAAUUCUGACUGUUAUUGGGCUUUCUUGGGAUUAGGCUAAAGUUGUUAGUAAACUUUUAUACUUUCUAAAAGGCUGCUACGGUAACACUAAACCUAGAUGGUCUCUGUCCGGUUUGGUUUAAACAGAUGGCAUGUUUAUCAGAGAUACAUCUGGUAUAAGGCUAAGGCACAGUAGGCGGGAAACUUUAGAUCGAUUUCACAACCAAGAAAACAAAUGAAUUUUACAGGUUUUCUUAGUGAUCUGUAUUCAUGUUGGUAAUGUCUAUGUUCUGGAGGCAAUGAACCCCAUAGCCUAAACAGAGAAUUAGUCUGUACUGGAGGGUUCAUGGUAUGAUUGAUGUAUCAAAAAACACUUCCAAUGCUGCCUUCUUUACACUGCCAGUUUUGAAAUAGGUUUUGGGUUUUGUUUAGUUUUAUUUUUACAACAACUUAUGCCUAAUUCUUCAGUAUUGCAAAUAACUUUUUAAUGCACAGGGGUUUUUUUUAUUAUUUUUUUUCUCUUUUGAAUGGAUAAGGUUGUUGGCAGUUUUAAAUAGAUCACUGUUAAUUGGGGUGGGGGUGGGGAGGGAGGAAGAAACAGGACGGACUGCCAAAUUGACCUUCAUCUCACCCAGUUUGUGAACAAUGGUAUGUUCAGAGGAUCAGGAACGAUUUGGUCUCCUUCAUUGUGAAUUCCUACCCACUGCUUUUCUUAAUGGAAUGUGGAGUAGCCUGACGGUGGCAUGAUCCCAUUUCAGUAAGGGCUUUGGGGUGCACAUACUUUGGCUAAUAGUGAGGAUGCUAACAUUCCAUUCACUAGUCUGAUCAAGGUGUUCUUAAAUUACAUUUUAGCGAUUAUAUAGUUCAAAAUGUGAAGCAUUUUUAUGUUCAAUCCAUACUUGUCUUGCACAUUAUAUAAAUAUAUAUAUAUAUUUUAUUUUAGUAAUGUAAAGGAAAAAGGGGGAGGUGUGUAUGUGCUCGUGUAUAAUUCCUGAAAGCAGCUGCAACCAUGGCCCUUCAAUCAUUUUACGUCAUUUCAAAACUGUUUCCAAUCACAACAAAAGAUUGUUUCGAAUGUGCUGCUUACAUUUCAACCUGUGGAUGUCUCUAGCUUCUUCAUCCUCAGUAUGUUCCAAAAUCUGUGCUGGCAUAUGAAAAAAUGAAAACCCCCCCACACACAAAGUGGAAUUUUCUAUUAUUUUUUUAAGCGUUAUUUUCCCAAGACACACAGCUUUUUUUCCUCAGUAUAGCAAAACAAAUUCUAUGUAUUGAACUAGUAAAUAUACAGAAAUUUUAUUUUUUAUUUCCACUUGAAGAGUUACAUUUCGUAUAAAAGUUUACAAAUAAUGGUUUUUAUUUUACGAUUUUUUCAGUAUAAGAAUUGCCUUGAUGGCAUAUUAUGUAAUGCAUAACUUUAAUGCUAAUUGCUUGUAGAAUAGUUAAAUGUCAGUAUUGAAACCUAAUCUUUAGCUGCAGUCUUGUAGAUAUGAACAAAUGUUCACCAAGCAUGUAUUUUGUAUUUUAUUGCAUUGUACACUGCAACUAAUAAGCCAAGGAAUCGACAGAUAUUAGGUGCGUGUACCAUUUCUAUAAACCACAAACUAACAAUGACAAACUAUCAAUAUAGUUUAGUAUUUGCUAAUUUUACUACACUCUUUUUGUUAUGUAUAUGUAGGGAGGUCAUAGGGAUUAUAAAUUCAAUUUGAGUAAAGUUUAAAAACCAUAUAUUUUAUGAUAAAGGGCCUUUAACUUAUGAUGGCCAAAGCACUGAUAUUAUAUAUUUGCUGUAAAGAGAAUUAUAAGAGUUUUAUUUUUCUGAUAUUAAAAGUUACUUAAUAAAGACUUGUUUCCAUUAA